UUUUUAGCAUACAAUCGAACGUUGUAAUAACAGUUCCUGUUAGUGACAAAGUCUUACAACUAGCCUUAGGAGGAAUAUACACACUUGUCUUAGUAGAAAGAGGCAGAAUCAUUGAGUUUGCGAAGCUGUACACCAUGUCACCACCUAAUGAUGUGAACAUAAUGUGGCUAAUACCGCAAUACUUCUUGAUAUCCGUCGCCGAAAUCAUGUUCGGAAUAGCAGGUUUAGAGUUCUCCUUUACUCAGGCUCCUAAAAGUAUGAAAACUGUCACUAUAGCUGCUUGGUACUUAUCCGUUGCGUUCGGAAAUUUCAUGGUCAUACUUAUAACGCAAUUGAACAUUUUCCAAAGUCAGGCAUAUGAAUUCUUUUUAUUUGCUAUAUUAAUUGUUGGUGAUAUGAUGAUAUUCAUGCAAAUGGCUUCAAGAUAUAACUAUGUGGAAUUGGAAGCGGAUAGUUCAGUGUUUAUUUUGAAUACUGAGAGGACUCCUUUGAUGAGAGCUUUCACAAAUGACGAAUACGAUUACGAUUAAUAUAUGCAUUAUUAGAU
This is a messenger RNA of Nicrophorus vespilloides, 547 nucleotides long. Its product is annotated as peptide transporter family 1-like. The coding region runs from base 135 to 530 and encodes 131 amino acids. Gene Ontology annotation, biological process: transmembrane transport. Gene Ontology annotation, molecular function: dipeptide transmembrane transporter activity. The record is from RefSeq and is a predicted model, not a curated record. Lineage: Eukaryota; Metazoa; Arthropoda; Insecta; Coleoptera; Silphidae. Gene Ontology annotation, cellular component: membrane. The transcript has 4 exons.